GAUGUGUUGCUUGGAGUGUGCCUAAAUUCUGCCCCGAAAAGAAGCCUCUACCAACACAGAGAGGAACAGAAAGCACAGAGGAAAGCGAGAGCAUGCCAUGGACGUCGCAAAAGCGGCUCAUCCCGAGCAGCAUCACUUCAUCACGGGAAGCCCCUCGCCGAAGCUGCUAAAGCUGGAGCCUUUCGCUGCCGAUCUCCUCUAGCCUCCCGGCCCUCCUCCUCUCCCGGAGAGCCCUUCGCCGCCCACUCCAACGAGCCGAGGCGCCAAAAAUAAACUUGUAAUUCUCCGCCCGAUCCUCGCGGAGGCGGUCGAUGGAGGUUGCCGCGGCGGGAGAGCCGGCGCCCGCGGGCGAGUGGCUGGAGGAGCGCGGCGUGGACGCCGUGUACCUCCCCAGGCUGAUCGCCGGCGUCAUCUCCGGCGCGCUCACCGGCCUCUUCGCUCUCGCUGGAGCAUUGACCGGGGCCGUCACCGGCGCGCUGGCGGGCAGAGCCUCCGACAGCGGCGUUCUCCGGGGAGCUGGACUGGGAGCGAUUGCCGGGGCCGUCCUCUCCAUCGAGGUUCUCGAGGCGUCUCGCGCGUACUGGUGCUCGGACCGGCUCGGCACAUGCUCCAUGGCAGAUUUCAUAGAGCAGCUCCUUCAUGCCCGGUUUGUGCAACAGCAGCUUGGAUCCUCGGCACACAUGGCGUACCGUUGGCAGCUCAGCAUACCGGAUUUUGGGCACGAUGAUGUGUACGACAUCUUCGGGGACAUUUCGUCGAGAGGGCUUUCGCGGGAGGCACUGGAGAAAUUACCGCACUAUGUGGUGGCUGAUCAGGCUCAGGCUCAGGGCAAAUCGGGUGAAAACCUGUCUUGCGCCAUCUGUCUACAGGAUAUGGUAGCCGGUGAGAUGGCGAGAAGGUUGCCCACUUGCUCCCAUGCUUUUCAUCAGCUCUGCGUGGACAAAUGGCUCAUUAGCCACGGUUCAUGCCCUGUGUGUCGGCAACAUGUGUAGCGUACAUAGGUAUACAUUGCUUACGAUCUGAGUUCUCUGCCCUAGGAGUUAUUAGUUGUGUAAAAUGUCUGCUCCUAUACAAUGUAGAAAGGCAGGGGAGAGGGGAGAGAGAGUAUACACACAGCGUUGUAAAUUAGAUUAAUCUGUCUAUUUUACUCCAAGGCUCCAAGCAAGUGGAUAUGUACAUCUGGUAUUUUCUUUUACAUUAAGCGCAAAUGUAAAGUUGAACAACAUGCACGGCUGCCGUAGGAUGUAUACAAGCCAUUUUAGAAUGUGGACAUGUGGUUAAUGCUGAUGGAUGUAUCUUCUUUCCCCUUUUUUGCAUCGAUGAUGGACGUAUCUCUGUUGCGUCCUAGUAUAUAUGUGAAUGAAAUGAGUUCUGUA
Messenger RNA from Aegilops tauschii subsp. strangulata, 1376 nucleotides. Its product is annotated as NEP1-interacting protein-like 2. NCBI's taxonomy places the organism in Eukaryota, Viridiplantae, Streptophyta, Magnoliopsida, Poales, Poaceae. The record is from RefSeq and is a predicted model, not a curated record.